This is a messenger RNA of Suillus paluster, 1062 nucleotides long. RefSeq lists its product as uncharacterized. Lineage: Eukaryota; Fungi; Basidiomycota; Agaricomycetes; Boletales; Suillaceae. The transcript has 8 exons. Bases 1 to 1062 code for a protein of 353 amino acids. The record is from RefSeq and is a predicted model, not a curated record.
AUGUCUCAGGCAUCUGCAUCUGCACCUGACGAGGACGAGAACGACGUCUUGACUGGUCCCCUCAUACCUGAUAGUCUCUCUCAGGCAAUUCCCACAUCUGCUGGUGCAAGAGCGAAGUGUUGCGUCGCCGCCUUAGAAGAGGAGCUUGAAGCUAUGCGGCAAGAGAGAGGAAGGAAGCAGAGUCGCAUGGUAAUCCUUUUCACCAACGGCUUGGAAGACUUAAUUGCCAAGAACGACCGCAGGUGUGAGGAUGAAUCAAGGGACAAUACUCUGGCCGCAGGCUAUAUUGAGCUUACCCGAGUACUGCCAUGGCUUCACAAAAAGCUGCAUGCUCUUGACUCCGACGAUUCUAAUGACAUGGUGAAAAAACUGAGGAAAGGGGCAGAUGCGGCUCGCGGUGACGAUACUUCCACGCUCAAGGACCUUGUCGCUACCUGGCUCAAUCAAGAUUUCGGUCCAUCUCCUCUGAUCAAGCCCAACACCAAACAUUCGUGUGGCUUCAUGAAUGAUGUUUGUGGGAAACUACUCUGCCCUGCCGAGUGGGACUGGAAUGAGAACCGCAUGAAGUCUGGCAUUCAUGACAGAAGAUCAGAUUAUAUUGUCUCAGAAAACUCCUGGCCGCUUUUCUUAUACGAGAACUAUAUAGUCGACCAUGGCAGCCUUGAGAAAGGUCUGUUCAAAUCCAAGCUUCUUGUUCAGGGCUUCAAAGCCAUCUUCACAUCUCCUUCCUCCGCGAGAGCGGCUGACGAGGAUGGUGACAGAGCUGAUAUACUCGAGAACAACAAGCGCGCCCGGCAGGCAAUCAGAUCAAGUGAAGGUUUGGUUCGCUCUAUCAAGUGUUUCCUCUUGGCUGCUCGGUUGAUGGUGACUUCGACAAUGAAAUGUUUUGGAAUAAUAUCUGUGGACUUCUUCGAAAAUGCCCCUGGCCCUGUUGCGCGUCAGAAAGUUUUUGGAACAAACCACCGCCAAGACCUGACGUCAGAUGUAGUGUCCAAAAUGUCUGUCUCAACACUAGCUGAGCAGAGGAACACACUGGAGGAUGCCGCUUUUAACUCAGACUAA